This is a messenger RNA of Humulus lupulus (European hop), 871 nucleotides long. RefSeq lists its product as uncharacterized. The coding region runs from base 34 to 552 and encodes 172 amino acids. Gene Ontology annotation, molecular function: ferrous iron binding; 2 iron, 2 sulfur cluster binding. The record is from RefSeq and is a predicted model, not a curated record. Gene Ontology annotation, biological process: iron-sulfur cluster assembly; intracellular iron ion homeostasis. Gene Ontology annotation, cellular component: mitochondrial matrix; cytoplasm. The transcript has 3 exons. Lineage: Eukaryota; Viridiplantae; Streptophyta; Magnoliopsida; Rosales; Cannabaceae.
CCUUUCAAUUUCUCUCCACCACAAAUUCGAAAAAUGUUGGGGCUAACGUCGAAGAGAAUUCUACAAGGUCUAGCGUCACGGUCGGCGCAGUCACCGGCCGUUCAGGUCCUGCCACGUCACUACCACGAAAGGGUCGUCGACCACUACAACAAUCCCCGGAAUGUUGGAUCGUUUGACAAGAGUGAUCCAACGGUGGGGACCGGCCUCGUUGGAGCACCGGCAUGUGGCGAUGUCAUGAAGCUUCAAAUUAAGGUCGAUGAGAGUACGGGCAAGAUUGUCGAUGCCUGUUUCAAGACCUUCGGCUGUGGAUCAGCUAUCGCGUCUUCUUCUGUCGCUACUGAAUGGGUGAAGGGCAAACAAAUGGAGGAAGUCCUAACCAUUAAAAACACAGAAAUUGCCAAGCAUCUAUCACUCCCUCCAGUUAAGCUACACUGUAGCAUGCUUGCCGAGGAUGCCAUCAAGGCAGCUGUUAAAGACUAUGAAGCUAAACGUGGUACCAACUCUAAGGCCAGUUCAGAGGCAGCCCGUCUAGAGAAGGCAGCUGAUGCAUGAUUUUGUCCGCAUGUAUAAACAAUGAUGAAAAUAUCUUCAACUGGGUUUUCUUCGUACCUACAGUUUACCCGGUUCUUACAAUAAUAGGUUGUGCUUUGUUACAGCUUCUGAGUAGGCUCUUCUCUUCUGUAUGUAAGAUAUUCCCACAAGGAAAAUUAUUGUUUCCUCGUAAUGUAAAUUAGAUAUUAGUAAGGUUUGAACUUUGAAAUUUUUUUGGGUGUAUCCACAUCGUGAAAUGAAUAAUAGUUUAUACACCUAUUGAGAUUUUUGCGUUGAAAGUUUUUAAGUUGGGCGAUAAUAACUAUUGAAUCUUGGUUCA